GCCACCAGUACCCCCCUCCUCCAACACCGCCUGGAUCCGGAUGCCCCCCCUUCCCUUCUCCAUGAGUUUGAUGUCAGUGCACAGGGGACUCGGGUCUGGGGGAGACGGGACCAGGUCUGCACCGGCACAGUUUGCUCACAGCCUCAGUCUGCAGUUGGAUUUUUGGGGCCACAGUUCUCUGUAGUCGUCGUCGACACUUGAAGCUCACCUCACCGGACGAUGCUUACAGACGUCCGCCGUUAAGGGCCAGGGGGGGAGGACCGGACUCAGUGGGAAUUUAGCCAAAAUUACGACGGGAAUCAAAUACAGCUCCCUGUCUCCCGGCAACGGGAGAGACCAACGGCCGCGCGUGAUGUCUCGUGCCAAGGAGCGGCUGAAAGGCGGGAAGGAGACCAAGGACAGCGUCACUCUGCUGCCGUGCUUUUAUUUUGUAGAGCUCCCUAUCCUCGCCUCCUCUGUUGUCAGUCUGUAUUUUUUGGAGCUGACGGAUAUUUUCCAGCCUGUUCAUUCUGGAUACACUUGUAAUGACCGCAGUCUGUCUCUGCCCUACAUCCUGCCCAGACAGGAAGUCUGUCCACUGCCGCUGCUGUUCAGCUUGGCUUUCGCUGCUCCAACCACCACUAUUCUGAUCGGAGAAGCCAUUCUGUACUGCUAUCUCUCCAGGAGGUCAUCGCCCACUCAGACUGAGGCCAACAUUAACGCUGCCGGCUGUAACUUCAACUCAUACAUCCGCAGGGCCGUACGCUUCAUAGGUGUUCAUAUCUUCGGGCUGUGCGUGACAGCGUUGAUAACAGAUAUCCUCCAGCUGUCCACCGGGCAGCACACCCCCUACUGGCUGGAUGUGUGCAAACCCAACCUAACCCACAUUAACAUGUCCACCUGCGAUGAAGCUUUUAUUCUGGAGGAUAUCUGCUCUGGACAAGACCUCAGCCUCAUCAACGCUGGGAGGAAAUCUUUCCCCUCCCAGCAUGCAACGCUGGCUGCCUUCGCUGCUGUCUACAUCUCAAUGUACUUCAACACGGUGCUGACAGACUCGGCCAAGCUGCUGAAGCCUCUCCUGGUGUUUUCGUUUGUCAUGUUGGCCAUCCUCGCCGGUUUAACCCGCAUUAUCCAGUUCAGAAACCACCCAGUCGACGUCUACUGCGGGUGGUUACUGGGAGGUGCCAUCGCCGUUUAUCUGGGUGUGUAUGCAGUGGGGAAUUUCCAACCAAGUGAAGAUCGUUCCAGAACUCGACCAUCUCUACCCACUCUGAGAGAACCCCCCCUGUCCUCCUUACCCAAUGUCAGCCAAUCAGCAGUCAGCAACAGUCACCCAGGCCACCACACUCUAGUUCCCAGCCAACCAGAGCCCAUCAUUACCAGGACCUCCUCCCACACUUUGUCUCCGAACCCACCUGAGCCGAUCCUGACGCGGAGCUCCUCCUACCGAGAGCCGUCUCUGUCCAAUCUGAAGAGAGCCAGCGCCGAGGUGGAGGUGAUUACUCCAUCCAGUCCGCUGGGUAACCGUGACAACAUGAUGACCUUCAGCAGCAGCACUCUGCCAAGGUCCCAUGGAGGAUCGUCAUUAGAAGAAGGCCGGAUUCCUCGACGCCAUGCCUCCAUACACGCUUCAAUGGACUCAACACGGUCAAAGCAGCUGCUGAGCCAGUGGAAGAACAAGAAUGACAACAGGAAGCUGUCACUACAGGUGAUGGAUGGAAUAAGGCCGGCCCCCUCCUCGUCACCACAGAGGAACAUGGAGCUACGCUGUUCCUCUGAACCAUCUGCCAUGGGCCUGGAGGCAGAGCUCCGUGCUGGGACUCACAUACCUGUAAUCACUGGUCAGGAAGCAGAGCUGCGUGCUGGGGCUCACAUCCCGGUGCAGUACAUGAAACUCGCUGCUAGCUCCGUUCCUAUGGCCAAUCACAAUCACCUGACCCAUAACGGCAACACCGGAUUGACAGGCGGAGCCAGAGUGUCCAUCCAAUCAAGACCCGGAUCCUCUCAGCUGGUUCACAUACCUGAGGAGGAAAACAUGGCCAUCAAGGAUCAGGAGAGUGAAUCAGAGGAUAGCAUUAUGGACGGGGGCGGGUCAGUGAGAGAAAAAUGGCUCAGAGUGGCUGAGAAGACCACGAUUCCUUGCAGACCACUCAGUGCAGGUGGACAGCCUCGUCUGAUGCAGGUGAUAGCCUUAUCCAAACAGCAGGGUCUCCUCCACUCUCCUCGGUCAGAGGACGGCGGAUCCAUCCGGUACCGAGCACUGACAGACCAGGACCCAUCACCACCGGCCUCCACCACCGGAGCCAUAGGUGGAGGAGGAGGUUUGGAAAGAAGUGGCAGCAUUGUUCGUGUUGAAGCUCACCCAGAGGCCAGAUCCAACAAACCAGUGGUGAAACCUCCGAGCACCGAUGGAAGCGGCUCCUGGAGGUGGAAACCACCAGAACAACGGGCAUCACUCCGACAUUCCACCUUCGCCCUCAACGACUUGAACAGACACACGGACAGCUGUGAUUCGCUGAGAGAUGGCGGGUCGGUGGACGGACGGAGGAGUGUGGCAGGGACCGAAACAGAGAGCGAAGGGGGGGGGGAUGGAGGUGGAGGUGGACCAGGAGGAGGAGGGGGAGGGGGAGGAGGGGGAGGAGGAGGAGGCAUGAUAUACACUAACCAUCCUCACGUUGUUCACCCGUUACAUCCUUUACAUCCCAAUAACAACUUCCCACACCCUGUUUUCAAUCCCAACAAUCCCAAUAAUGUCAACUUUCAUCCUAACUUUAACCCUAACUCCAACAGCUCCAACAUGCCAUUCACCCCCAACACCACCUUCGCUCCGCCGUUCCACCCCCACCCUCAGGCCAUCACCACCAUCAGAGUUACCCCAGUGGAGGGGACGGCCGCUAGCAGCGACGGCGGCUCCGACUGCCAAUCUGUGGCCUCGUCCAGCCGUGAAUCUACCCUGAGGAGGAAGAGCGCCUCCAACAUGGCCCACGCUCCAGAUCGAGGUCCCACCCCAGACCUCCAAAACAACCACCACAUGUAUGACGACAGUAACCGCCUUGACAACGACAGCAGCACCCGUUUCCACGAAAACCUCAGAAGUUUCCAAGACAGCGCCAACUACCACGCUCUCCCAACCAACAGGCAGCUGCAGGGGGUGUUUGCCCGUCCCAGUCCAACGCCUCCGCCUACCCUACCCCGUCCCAUCCUGACUCACACUCCGCCUCCUACUCUGGGGUUGGCCUAUAAAGAAUAAAUGAUCUUAAACACAGUCCUGUGAUGAAGUGAUAACCAAGAUGCUGCUUGGGCCAAAAAUGGGAGGACGUUUAGUUCAAAUUGACCACCACAUGCCAAUAUGGGAUGGUGUUUUGCCUCUGGCCAAUUAGGACACACUGUGUAGUUGUGUCCAUCCAGCACCCUUACUGGUAUGGUACCCAGUUGAAUAGUUUAUGUCUUGCUUUCAUAUAAAAUAAAGGCUUAAAACCUGUUAGCGAAAGGUCCAUGAUCCACUCUGGGUCAAAAGCCAUAGGGCAGACACUAUGAUUGUGUUUACAUGUGCAUCAGUAUCCCAUUUAUGAGGCUUUUCCCGGUUUUGAUCAAAUUCAGGAUGUGGUGUUUACAUGGAACAUACAGAAUCUGGUCUUUCAUAACAGGACGGUGUCCUGGUUACUGCAUGCUGUUUGAUGUUUACUACACAAACCAGCAGCUUAGUCUGAUGUUCCUGUGAAUAGUGAAGCCCUACCCUUACAUUAAUCUCCUGUUAAAAAUGAGGCCACUUUGGCAUACAGUGAACAACUUAGAACUAUUAGUAGGGCUGUUCCUUUAGUUUUUCCACUGGGAACUUACUUGGUCCAGUAGAUGUGGGGUGCAGGGUUUCUGUAGGUCUUUGAAAGUCUUAAAGUCAACCAUCUGAAACUGGCCGCACCUUUUGCACAAAAAAAGAAAAAAAAAAAAAACACUUGAAUUUAGAACCCUGAGGGCAUUAAACGCACAUGGGAAAUCAGAGUAACAUGAAGCUGCUGUAAAAGGCCACCAGCAAACAUUUUCAGUAUUCUGCUAUUUCCAGGCCAGGCACAACAGUAGUAGUAGUAGUAGUCUGAAAAAGAUCUUAAAAGUCUUGUAACAUCUUGUAAUCUUUUUCAGAUCUAACAUAACAUUACAUUUGAUAAAUAACCAUAUUGUGAAAAAAGAAACCAAGCAAAAUAAAUAGGCACUUAAGCCCUUUUCUCAUGGAACCAGGUAAUUUGUAAUAAUUGUGGAAGUUGUCUGUGAUCUUGAUUCUGUGCCAUAUCUGUAAUUUGCAAAGUAAAAUUCCACCAUUUCCACUGUGAUAAUAUUAGUCCCAUGCAAUUUAUCAUCUCUGUAAUAUGGUAUGUUUUGCGACAUUUUUUGUUUGUCCCACACAUUUAUUUUGUUUACUGGUUGAGGAUGAUGGAGGCUGCACCAGUGAUGAUAACCGCAUGCUUUAGAAGUGUUUUGGAUUGAAAUUCAGGAGGCUGAUGUCAUGAUAUGGCAUGGAUAUUCUCUGAAAAAGCAAACUCAAAUCCUUCAAAAGAGCAGCAUCUGAAAAGAUAAGAUGAAUGACAUGCAUGACAGCUACAGUAAGGAAUGUUGUUUUUUUUUUUGUCACUUAACAUCAGAACCAGGGAAUAAUGUCAGCAAAUUCAAGUAAAAAACAGACUUUGCAAAUCCCAGAUAUAGGGGGUUAAUUUCCAAAUCACUAGAGGGCCAUAAGUUAUACUAGUCCUGUGAAAAUAGGGGCUUAAAAAACAGAAACACAUGUUGAAUUCCAUCUGAAACACAAGACUUAACUUCUCCACAAGUGAGAUGCAUUUGCUGCUUCCAGUGUUUAUUUUUCUCUAACAUCACUGAGCUGAACUGUACAGAAACAGUAACAAAAAAAAAAAAAAAAAUAGGAUAUUUAUCCCAGCGUGUGUUUCUCAAAAUCGGGAAAAGGGCUUAUCCAGGUUUCUGAAAUCGGGACAUGAUGUUUAUAUGUACCAACACAAAAAAAAAAAAAAAAACA
Molecule: messenger RNA, 4999 nt
Organism: Sphaeramia orbicularis (orbiculate cardinalfish)
Lineage: Eukaryota; Metazoa; Chordata; Actinopteri; Kurtiformes; Apogonidae
Product: phospholipid phosphatase-related protein type 4-like
Exons: 11
Coding region: 353-3229 (958 amino acids)
Biological process (GO): phospholipid metabolic process; axonogenesis; phospholipid dephosphorylation
Cellular component (GO): plasma membrane
Molecular function (GO): phosphatidate phosphatase activity
Source: RefSeq, a predicted model, not a curated record